CUCAUUUUUAGUCGCAGGAGCCAGUCACACGUACCUUAUUGUGACUUUUGACACUGGGUCAUCGAUGAUUCCUCUCAAGUGGAUUUCUACGCGAAAUCGGUACCAGAGGGUAUCUUCCCCUACGCGGAUCGCAAUCUUGGUUCGGAAGACACCAAACAAGAAAGAAAGAAACAUCCAAUAACAAAAGCUAUCAUACCCGCAGCUCUCGCUGGGCACUCCAUUGAGCUCAUCCUCAAGACACCAAGCAACAUCGAUCCCACAAUAUCUGUUUGCUAAGGGUUCAGAAGAUCUUUCGAGUAUCUCUCGUGUCGGAAGAUUUCUUUUGCUCGAAUAGGUGGUAAAUAAUUAUGGGCGGCGACGACGAGACCAAGGGCAAGAACCACGCCUUUGUGUACAUUGCCUCCAAGGACUACGCUUGGAUUCCGGCGACACUGCUGGAUACGGAUAAAGGCAAGGCUCACGUGGAGGUUCCUCAUUAUAAAGACGAACAAUCGAUUGUGUGCGAUGGCGGUGCCUCGGCUAGCAAAAAGACCAAGGAAUGGGUAGACCUCAAGAAAUACCCCAACAAGGUUCUGCCACUGCAAAAUGUUACCGGUGGUGGACAACUCAUUGAGUAUCCGGAUAUGGUGGAUAUCCCCUUUUUGCACGAGGCUGGCAUUCUGUUCAAUCUCAAACUCCGCCAUUUGCGUGGACGUCCUUACACUCGAACUGGGGAUAUCAUUAUCGCCAUUAACCCCUUUCAAUGGUUCACGGAACUCUACACGGAAAAGAAACAAAUCAUGUAUUCCAAUCGCCUCGUCUGGGAAAGUACCCAUACCGAACAAGAUCCUCGUCGAGGAUUGGAACCACACGUCUACGAGGCAUCCGCGUUGGUCUACCGAGGAUUGGCAUUUGAUAGAGAAGAUCAAUCCAUUCUGGUGUCGGGAGAAUCCGGAGCCGGAAAGACGGAAACUGUCAAAAUUUGCAUGAAUCACAUUGCCAGUGUCCAAAAGGGACGCGACAUCAAAUCCGGAGGCGAGAUCGAUCCCGUCGUCCGACGCGUCUUGAAUUCCAAUCCACUCCUGGAAGCUUUUGGAAAUGCCAAGACGACCCGAAAUGACAACUCGAGUCGCUUUGGAAAGUACACGCAAUUGCAAUUCCAUCGACCCGAAGAUGAAAUGGCGGGCAGUAUUGAUUUGGCCAACACUAUUUGCAAACUAGCCGGAUCGAAAUGCGAGGCGUAUUUGCUGGAGAAGAAUCGAGUGACUGGUCACGAAGAUGUCGAACGAACCUAUCACAUCUUUUAUCAAAUCUUGGCGGCACCCGAUGCGGAGAAAACCAAACUGUGGGAUGGUUUGAAAGGGACCGACUUUAAUUCCUACAAGUACGUUGGUGAUACCGAUACCAAAAAGAUUGAAGGCAUGACGGACGCCCAACAUUUCGAGAAAACUCGCGAAACACUGGAAUUGAUUCACUUGGGUGGCGACAAAUACACCAUGUUGAUGCGGGCCAUUUUAGUCGUCAUGCAGACCGGAAACCUUACGUUCGGUCCCCGCGAAGGCGAUUCCGACAAGUCCGACUGUACCUCCAAGAAGGAACUCAAAGGCUUGGCCGAAUUAAUGGGUGUCCCGGAGGAUGCACUCAACAAGGCAUUCACCGAACGGACCAUGAAAACACGCGGGGAAACCUACAAGGUACCCCAAGAUGCCAAAACGGCCAAGGAGUCUGCCGAUGCCUUUGCCAAGGAAGUUUACGGAAAACUAUUCUUGUGGCUUGUGAGUGGAAUCAACGAAGCUACCAAGGCCGAGAAGAACUUUGAAGGAGGUGGUCUCGCCAGUUCAGACUUUGGCAUUAUUGGAUUGUUGGAUAUCUUUGGAUUCGAAUCCUUCUUGAUCAAUCGAUUCGAACAACUGUGCAUCAACUACGCCAACGAAAAGCUACAACAAAAGUUUACCGAGGAUAUCUUCCGAAGUGUGCAAGCAGAGUACAUUGAAGAAGGCAUUGCCCUGGCGGAAAUCACCUACGACGACAACACGGAUGUCCUGGAUUUGAUUGAAGGACGAACGGGAUUGUGUGCCCUCCUGAAUGAAGAAUGCGUUCGUCCCAAGGGUAGCGACGAAGCCUUUGUGAACAAGGCACUGGCACAAAACAAGAAGUCGCCCUGCAUUGUGGUCAACCACAUGGACCGAAUGAGUUUUGGAAUCCACCACUACGCAGGAAAAGUCAUGUACAGUGCCGAGUUCUUCGUUGUCAGAAACCAAGACACACUCCCGACCGAUGUGGAAGAAUUGAUGCAAAUUUCGACAAACGAAAUUGUCUCCCAUGUAGCAGUUGACAAUGAGCCUGCCAAAGCCAAGCCCGGUCGUCAAAAGAGUAAUAUUGUGGGAAAGACUAUUUGGACAAAGUACAAAACGCAAUUGGCAACCCUCAUGACUGAUCUGCGAAAGACCACGAGUCGCUACAUUCGUUGCAUCAAACCGAACAAGCCAAAGAAGCCUUCGGUUAUGGAGCAUGUAGGUACCGUCGAACAGUUGCGAUGUGCCGGUGUUGUGGCUGCGGUGACAAUUACCAGAUCAGCAUUCCCCAAUCGACUCGAUCACGCACCAGCCUACAGACGAUUCUUGCCGCUCAAACCAGCGGCUGCUGGCAAGGCCGACAAGAAUGACAUCAAGGCUCUGCUUGCUGAAUUGAUGGAUUCGGCCUUGGCGAGUCUCGUACAGGGUGAAGGCGAAAACACAAAGAAAGCCUACGUGAUUGGAAAAACCAAAAUCUACUUCCGCGCGGGAGCAAUGGAAUAUCUGGAGUCCGAACGCCUUAAGGGCUGUGACAAGUGGGCCGUGAUCAUGCAGCGUGUCUACCGUGGUUACUGCGUACGAAAGAAGUUGGGCGGCAUCAACGGAUACAAGAUGCAAGCCAAGGCACCGAAAGCCAUCACCAUCCAAUGCUGGUACCGUCAACUAGCAGCCAAAUUUAAGCUUGGAAGGCUCAGGAAGAAGCACAAAGAAAAGAAAAAGAAGGCCAAGAAACGCGUGCGUGCCGCCAUGAAGAUCCAAGCAUGUGGUCGCGGUUACUUGGUCCGACCGAAGUUCAAGAAGAAGCUCAAGUUGAUGAAGGAACGGGAGCGCCUGAAGAAGCUUGCCAACGAUUUGGAAGAGAAGGUGCGUGAAGCGGAAAUGAAACGCCUUCAGAAUGUAGAGGCUGCCCGCGAGGCUGCCGAAAAUGAAAUUGAAGAGUACAAGGAGGUUGUCCGCGAGGAACUCAAGAGCGACAAGGAGAAACAGAAGAAGUAUGCUCAGCAACAAACAUUGAUCGAUGAGAGUUCCAACAUUAUCGAAUUCUUGCGCCGAGAGAAUACGAAGCUGAAGAACCAAAGCGAGGGCAUGCGCAAGGACUUCAAGGAGCUCAAAGACAACAACAAGCGUUUGCAAGAAGAGAACGAGGCGGCAACAUCGUCGUUCACCGCAUUGAACGACCACGCCAAGCAGCUCAAUGUAAAGAAUGCCAAGCUCAUCACCAACGUCCAGGAAUACAAGAAGAAGCUGGAAGGUCUAAAGGACGAUCUGAAGGAGAAGCAGUCGUACUACAUUGCAGAAGCAGAGGCUCGUCUAGCAGCCCAGAAGAGGAUGGCUGCCAUUGUGGGCACCAUCCAGGACAAGUGCAGAGACCCGCAGCUGAUUGAAGAUGCGGUGAUUAUGGCAUUGGAGUGCGAAGCGGAGGCCAAGGCUGAACGUGCCGCUUUGGAUGCCCAAGAUGGCAAGUCCGCCCCAGCAACAGGCACCACAGCGGCUGUCGCAGACGACGAUUCCACUGAUUACGGUGACAUCUCGUCCGAUGAAGACUCAGAUGAUGAUUCGGACUAGACUAGAGCGUACGGUACCGGUAGUAACUGUCAAACUAUGCAUGUUUUUGAUGCACUUCCUGUAGACUAAUAGUAGCUAUCUAGAGUGCCGUCGGAGCCUUUCAGCAGCUGAAAACAUACCUUGUACUUUGCCUAUCCAAGCCCGGAUAGCAGUUUCAACAGAGAAGUUGUCGACGAAGUCCCAAUUAUUCCAAACAGCUCUGACGUUAUAUAACAACAACUCUGAAGGCUUUGAAAAAGGCUUCUUUACUUACAUGUACUUGUACCAAGGCUGGGGGAAAGGGUUCUGAUCGUGAUCGUUUUC
Seminavis robusta is the source of this 4142-nucleotide messenger RNA. NCBI's taxonomy places the organism in Eukaryota, Bacillariophyta, Bacillariophyceae, Naviculales, Naviculaceae. The record is from the annotation of a GenBank genome assembly.